UUGUUGCGGCCAGACUCACUCAUUGUUUUGGCAGGAUGGCCGCCCCUGUCAGUGACAGUAAUCAGAGACCACUACAGAAUGCCAUGAAACUCGUAAAAGUGGCCAUUCAGCUGGACACAAGCAACAGACACAAGGAGGCGUACUGUGAAUACUUAAAAAGCAUUAACUACAUCUCUCAUGCUCUGCUUGAAGAUGCAGCAUCUACACACGAGGGAGAGCUGGAGUCAGUGGAAAUGGAAAAGAUGGUGAAACUGGUUGAGCAAUGUUUAGAGAGGGUCAAAUCUUGCAUAGAAAGAAAGCACAAGUCUCCUGCGUCAGUCUCCUCCACACCAACUCCACUAAACUCUCUCAAACAGACCACCCUUCCUGUCGUUCCAGUAACAAUUGAUGCCAAAAUGACAGAAACAUCUAAUGAGGCAGCAAUGGUUUGUAAACAGCAUCCUAAACUUCAGCCCAACAGACAUCGCAGAGUCCUCUCAGAUGGAGGGGCGACAGGGUCAUCCUUUCUCCCACCUGAAGUCUUCCAGAAGUUUCAGACAGUGGAGUCACAAGACAACAGAAAGGAAUUGACGCCUAUUGAGGAGGCAUCACGUCUUAACCAGAAACUUAAGGCUAAUUAUGAGGCACGGAUGGCAAGACUUACUCCUGGUCAGGCCACACAAAAGACUUCAUUGACCCUCUCACUCCAGAGGCAGAUGAUGGAGAAUCUGAUAAUAGCCAAAGCCAGGCAAGAUGCUCUUCAACGGAAAAUGGAGGAGAGGAGACUCCGGCUGCAGGAGGAAGCCAACAGGAGAUUUGCCACCUGUGGGACAAUGACACAAGAGGAACAAGAGCAGCGAUUUCUUUAUGCAAGCGUGCUUGAAUACGAGCAAGAUCAUGAAUGGCCAAAAAUUUGGAAGGCUAAUUUGAAAAAGAGUCCAAAUGAUCCGACACUGGUUUCAGGUCUUAUUGCCUGUCUUUUCAGCUGCCCAGAUCACCCAGUCAUGGAGUUGUUAAAGAGGCUUCAGUACAGGGUGUAUAACAGUCUGUACCCCAUAGUGAGCCAGCAUGCUCAUCUGAGCCCAAUGCCUGGUUGCUCACUACCUUUAAAGCCCUCCCACAGUGCCCAGAGCCUGCUCCUCUCCGACAUUCCCAUCUCGCCACAGCAGCAGCGGAACCCAUUCAAAUCAGCUCUUAAACAUAGUUUAUCUGACGCCUCUAUCUCCCUUUCCCCGUCCCACGACGUCAAUGCCAACGACACAAAGUCGGAGGCAGACCCGGACGAGCCCCCAUCUCUAGGUGGUACAGAUAGGGAGAACUCCUUUGAGGAUCUGGAAAAUUUCCUUACUCAGCUGGACUGGGUUCCUUCUCACAGUGGUGAAGACACAGAUUCUGAUGUGAUCAUAGACACGACGCACAUGGACCAAGGGACUCAUAUUCAAGAUCUUGAGGAGCGUGCUCUGAAAGAACAUCUGAAGGCAAUAGUCAAAGACAUCCACAAUUCUAUCGAUCGUCUGCUGUCUCUGUGUCUUCUGUCCUUUGAAUGUCUCAACACUGCAAGUUCUAAAGACCAAUGUGUGGCGAGUAUAGAGGAAGUUUUCUUCACACCCAUUUGGCGCCCUCUGCUGGCACUGUUUAGGAAGGUGCAUCGAGAACGAGAGUUGGCUGUUGAGAGCAGCAUGCGUCUUUAUCAUAAUGUUUCACCAGGUGAUAUUGGUAUAGCAUCUAAAUUGUUCCCCAGAGACCCUGCUGUGCUGCACGGUUCCUACCCAUACGAGUCGGCAGUACAGGAGCUGAAACUUCUUUGUAGAGACUAUUGUCCUCAGAAGAAACUGGAGUGUAUAGUGCGAGCCCUACGAAUUAUCUGUGCUUGUGCUGAAGAAUACCGCCUGCUGCAAGAAAACGACCCUCCACCCAAAUCAGCAGCCAUAGGGGCCGACGACCUGCUGCCCAUCCUGGCGUUCGUGGCUUUACGCAGUGAAAUGCCUCAGCUAGUCUCUGAAUGUGCUGCGUUGGAAGAGUUCAUCCAUGAGGGGUAUCUGAUUGGAGAGGAGGGGUACUGCCUGACGUCAAUGCAGAGCGCACUGACCUAUGUUGAGUCAUUGUUCUUGGGUGGGGCGCCACCCCCCGCUGCCAAACCCACCUGAUCGGAAGCAAGACUGAGGUUUGGAUCAACAUGAAGGUGAUAUAGCCAGUAGAAAUAUCCCAUCCUCUUUUGACGGAGCUCAAACAGGACCUGCUCAGGAUCAGCUCAUCUGCUAAGCCUGUUUAGUCCCAGAUCUUGCCAUCCUGAAGUUACGUUAAAAUCUAUUUCGCAUACCUUUCUGCACUCUGAAGGGACUGGUGAAGGCCACGCACUGUGUUUUGGGCACUACAGGGAAAGUUCAUCAGAAUAUGGUUAGAACUGGUAACUGUGUUGUAGCCAAGGCAAAAAAAAAAAAAAAAAAAUGUAAUGAAGGGACUUGUGGAAAGGUAAUGCUAUGUUAUUGUAAAUGGAAUGAACUCUAAUGACAUGCUUUUUAUUUUCAAGCCCUAUUGAAUUUUAUUUUGUUGUUUGAAUGAUUUUUUCCCAAAUGAUACGCGAGACUAAAUCACUACUAGCGUCAGGCAUCCAAUUUAUUAAUAUACAAUAUUAAAAAGAGUGACACCAAUUCAUUUAGUUUUUUGUAUUUUAGCUCAGAAUUUUAGCCUUUGUUUGAGCUAAAUGGGUAGGAGAAAAUGGAUAUUUGAGUGGAUGAUUGUAAAUGACAUUGUUGAAACAAGUCAGAUUUUUGUACUGCGUGCUCUGUAUUUCUCUCAAUAUACCACUAUGCAUACACGCAUCAUGUUAGUGUAUGGUUCUCGUUAAGCAGUAGGCAUAAUAGGUUUUAUAUAUAUUUUUUUAUAUCGAGUUAUUUAAAUGCUUUUCAAUCCACAAGUCAAGUAAGUGAAGUCUGAAAUCAAUGUGAAAAAACAAAGUUUGGAUGUGCUAUGAAACGCAAAUGCUGCUGUACCAUCUGUCUUCAGUCAGAUCAGAUUUUGCUGAUGUGACAGGAUAUAAAAUGAAUUAGCCAUAAUAUAUAUUUAUAUGCUUUGUGUGAAAGUUAUGUUUUGUAUUUAAUGCAGACUAUAACAGAGACUGCAAUGUAUGUGUGUUGUUGCUUAAGAACUGUUGUGUGAAUUAUAAUGUGGAUGUAGCCUGAAUCGUCUCUGUACUGGAGAGCCAGAAACCAUGCAGUUUUAUAGAGUCAAACUAUAAUUCUCUGAUUAGACAAGCCUUUGGGAGAUGGUGAAUGCACAUAGGCAUGGUUUACAAGUGCAUGGCAUGUGAAUAUUCUAAUAAUAAAGACUAUGUAACCCUUGAA
Messenger RNA from Myxocyprinus asiaticus (Chinese sucker), 3323 nucleotides. Its product is annotated as VPS9 domain-containing protein 1-like. The transcript is spliced from 17 exons. The record is from RefSeq and is a predicted model, not a curated record. Lineage: Eukaryota; Metazoa; Chordata; Actinopteri; Cypriniformes; Catostomidae. Gene Ontology annotation, cellular component: cytosol; endocytic vesicle. The coding region runs from base 36 to 2126 and encodes 696 amino acids. Gene Ontology annotation, biological process: vesicle-mediated transport. Gene Ontology annotation, molecular function: guanyl-nucleotide exchange factor activity; small GTPase binding.